This is a messenger RNA of Galleria mellonella (greater wax moth), 3458 nucleotides long. RefSeq lists its product as uncharacterized. The record is from RefSeq and is a predicted model, not a curated record. NCBI's taxonomy places the organism in Eukaryota, Metazoa, Arthropoda, Insecta, Lepidoptera, Pyralidae. Bases 317 to 1144 code for a protein of 275 amino acids. The transcript has 6 exons.
GACCUUACGCGGGUAGCACGCUCCGCCCGGGCGCGUCAUUCAAAUAUGGAACACGAUACAAACGCGUGAGGUGUUGUAAACAACGGACGUCUAAAUUCGAAAUUUAAUUUUUUUCUUAAAAAAAUUGUGUUGUAAUUUUUUUUAAAACAUGUUAAAUAAUGUUUCAAAUGUUACCAAGAGUGGACGCUACCUGUACUGUGGAGCAUAACGCUUAUAAUGUGACUACAGUUCCUGUUCUGUUCGUAAUAACUGCGGUGCAUGUGAAGUCGAACAAAAUAUUAUGUAAUUUACUAUACGCAACUACAAAAGCUUAAAAAUGAAGUUUAUAUCGAUUAUCACAUUGUGUGCUAUAACAUCAGCACACGAAAUCACUCAACUGAAGGUGCCGCUGUAUGCAGAUCCACGGAGACCCGCAGUCCUAAGCUGCCAUUUCCAAAUGGAUGAUCAGAAGUUACACUCUGUCAAGUGGUACAGAGAUAUGGACGAAAUAUUUAGAUAUAAUCCAUCUCAAAAGCCUCCUAUACGACUGUUCAACGUGACAGGCAUUAUGGUGCAAGGAGGGGAGUGCCAAAUAGACUCGUGUAUGGUGAAAGUAAUGCCUCCUCCGGUAGCUACGAGGGCGGCGUAUACUUGUGAAGUAUCCACGGAGGGUCCAAAGUUCCAGAUAGCAAGACAAACUAAACAUAUGACUGUUGUUGCGAUGCCGGAUCUGGACCCGAUUAUAAGCGGGGCCCCAAAGGUGCUGAAGCCUGGAGAGCAGAUAUUCCUGAAUUGUUCAUCAGACUACUCGUUGCCGCCGUCCGAUAUAAAUUGGUAUAUCGACAACGAGCUACAAAAGCCCGAGGCAUGGCAGAGAACAGAGCUGAGCGCGGUCCAGCCUGGCGGACUACGUAAGUCCUGGAGGGUCCUCAGGCUACGAGUACCGGCUACAGUCAGCGGUGCAUUGCGGAUACGCUGCGAGUCCAUACUGUUGGUCGAACCGCCCGUAGUUCGAGACACGGCCACUAUUAUCACUGUGCAUUCACAGACGCAGUUAUCGAAAUACGUUUCUAAUAAUAGAGGUAUAAAACUAACUGCAAAUACUAUUUUGUUAAUUGCAGUAACAUGGACUCUUAUUGAAAUAUCAACAUUUAUGAGCUUAUGAGGAUGGGUUUGAAGUUUAUCUGGUGAUAUUAGUGUAAGUGUAGAUAAUUACGAUUGGCCUACAUCCCGUGUACCUACCACAAAUGUAACAAGAUAAACGUAAUAUAAACUAUAGAACAAAAUUGCAUAAUUAUGUAUAAAAAUCCAGAAACAAAGUUACCUAAGGAACCUCAUAAUUAUGUAUUGUGAAGGAUUUAUUAUUUUUUGUACAUUCUAAAAUAUUAGAAACUGUAUAAAGUAAGAAUAUAUAAAAUGGAUAUAUCUAGCUAUCCCAUUUACCGAUGUCAAGGCAGGUUUAGUAUAUGAAAUUAUUUUGCAUAGUUUUUAUAUGAGGAAAUUAAAUAAAUAUGUUACAGAUAUAAGUUGAAAUAGAUAUUGCAUGUACGAGUUCUUCUGGAAUAGACUUUCAUAAGCUCUGGCUAUGUUGUCUAAAAUACAGAAGUGCUACGUGUAUUUUUAUCAUAGAAUCUUUGUAUCAAACCACGCGUAUAAAGACUCUGCAGAUGUACAAUCAAAUAAUACAAACCUUUAUCGUAGUCUGAUUAUGAGAUGUAGCAACAAAGCCUAGUUUCAAAGUGAACUUCCUAAAAUAUAUAUCAAUGAAAGUUUAUUAGAUUGACAAAAAAGUACGACAGGUGAUGUUCUGAAUGUAUUUGCUAAGGGAAAAGAAGCUUACUAUUUCUAAAAAGCUUUUAUAAGAUCACGGUGAGUAGUUCAAUAGUGGCACGCUUAAGUUUCAUUAUAGUAAUGUUUGCGUCAUCUAUCUUUAUAUACGUCAGUGGUAGAUAAUAGUUUCGGUACCUACAAUUAUGUGGUGUCCACGGACGUAUAAAAACUUGGGACUCUGUAACGUCACAUUAAUAUCAUAGUGUACGAGAGAGUUCUUUAUGUUGUGAUAAUACUGUGUGCGGCAAAGUAGUGUACACAGAAGCAUUCAAAGUAUACCAACUCGAAAUAUUUGAGAGUACUUCAUGAUUUACGGUCCUCGCCGGAGGCAAGAGUCCUAAAUGUACUCUCGGUAGAAAUCUAACCUUGCUAAAGUAAAGUACCAUUGUUUUGUUCUAAUAAAAUAACUUUCAAAAACUUUUGUUAUGGUCAUGGACAUAUGUUAUGUGAAUAUAUAUGAUGAUAUGUUCCUGGUAGAGAUAUAUUUGAAAUAUACACCGAUUUUUUAUAAUAAACAUAUUUUUAAUGUUGUAAUAAGAUCAUUGUGAUUAUGUUACUCUCUUGUUUUGAAAAUAAUUAUGUUUAUGGUGUUACUAUUUAACAGUCCUUCAUAACAUAGUCACACAUAAUCAUAGACACAUACUCGUAAUAUUUUUAAAGAUGUAAUUUAAAUAAAAGUUAAGACAAAAAUAUCAUCUUGUUUUGUAUUAUAGCAAAUUUCCAUAAUGAUUUCAAAUUUUUUUAACUUAAUGUAAAUGUUCUGAUGUACCACACCUGAUUGAAAAAAAUCUUUUAAAACAGAGCUAAAAAAUCUUUUCUCACCUUUAUUUAUUCUUUUAAAUUUUUGUAAAAGAAAUUAAUGAUGAAAGAAUUUUUAAAAAGACUAUGAUUGUCUGUCAAUUAUAGGGUUUUUAAAAAUUAGUUCAUAUCAUUUAUAUCGGAAAUUGUUGAGUACUAAAAUUCAAUUUUAAUAAGCAUCUUCAAAUAAUAUCGACGAGUAAUUAAAAUAUGGAGAGAAAAUAAGUACUUAAGAUAUAAGUAGAUAGGUAGUUAUAACUUUCUUUUUGAUAAAUCAACAUAAUGUUUACCUUUUUUUUCCUUAACAAUUUUAACAAUUUUAGUUAUAUAAUAUAAAAUGAAGUAAGUAUACGAGUGGUAUAAUAAUUUACUCGUACGUGUGGUGUAAAACACUAUAUGUACUGUGUAUUGGGUAUUUGGGAGAAAAUACGAUUCCCAACUCGUUCGGUAUGAUGUCCUCGCCUUUGGUCCGGGCAUUAAACAUAUGAUCAAUUGUCACACUUGUUGGUAAUCGGUCACUUUUUUUUCUUAUUAAAUAAGAUACUAUUUCCUGUACUUGUUUUUAAAACCUGCCUUAACAUCGCAAAAAAAAAAAACAAUAAAAUUGUAAAAAUCAGCAUGAAAGUAUGUUUUUUUAUGAUGUCACUUUUGUAGAUCUUCUGAACGUUAAUUAGUUAUCUAUACAUAAAUUAAUAAUAGAUGAAUUAUUAGGCAUUAAUCUAUGGCUGUGUUUUCACUUAAGAUAAUGUCAAUUCUUUGCACGACAUCAUCUUUUAAAUAUAAUGUACAGUGACACAAAAUUGAUGUUUUGUUUCUGUUUUCUUUGUAUUGUAUUUAUUGUAAAUUUUAAA